This is a messenger RNA of Stegostoma tigrinum, 4274 nucleotides long. RefSeq names its product unconventional myosin-IXb-like. Lineage: Eukaryota; Metazoa; Chordata; Chondrichthyes; Orectolobiformes; Stegostomatidae. The coding region runs from base 1 to 3894 and encodes 1297 amino acids. Gene Ontology annotation, molecular function: protein binding; microfilament motor activity; GTPase activator activity. The transcript has 22 exons. Gene Ontology annotation, biological process: intracellular signal transduction. The record is from RefSeq and is a predicted model, not a curated record.
AUGGGUGCGAAAGGUACAAUUGGCAAAAUUGAUAGCCCAGAGACAGAUGGCGGCUCUCAAAAGACAUCAACAAAAAAAAAUCCUGGAACCGGAAUAACUAAAAUCAUGUGUAACCGAAACAGUCAGUGCCAGCCUGCCCUGGUUUUUAUGAAGGAAACUGAGCGCCAAAAACUUCAGGAUAUUUUGCACAAGGAAGUGAUCCGGAAAAUCCUGCUCCUGCAGACGUGGUUCCGGGCAGUUCUGGACAGAAGAAGAUUCUUGAAGAGCAAGCAAGCUGCAACCACUAUCCAGGUGCAUUUCCGUUCCUACCUCCUGCGGUCAGCUUUGCGAAGAUGCCGAGCAGCCAGUAUGAUCCAGGCAGCGUGGAGGCGAUACGUGCAGCGACGUGAUUUGAAGCAGCAGCUCCAAGCUUUGGCACUAUGCCAGGCCUCAAGCCCUGGAGGUCUGGCCUCGGAAAGUGUCUGCACGGUGCAGCAGCGAGAGCAGCAAGGGCCUGAACCUGCAGGUGGGGCUGCUCGGGCCCCAGAGGAGCCGGACCUCGUCCCGUCACUGGACACUAAGGUGGUGGAGCCGGCCCAGGAGCAGCCAGGUUGGAAAGAGGGUGCUGGCCUGGGCGAGGUACCCGAGUACGGUGCCGCUCCCUUAGCUCAGAAAGCCCCAGCAGAGGGCACAGAGAGGUCAAACUCCUGCCGGGAGAAGCGAGAGAAUCGGAGGAUGCGGGGACUAGAACAUGACAAACUGCAAAGAGAGUUGGUAUCACCAACACCUCGGGAUGGCCCUCCAUCACCUACAGACAGUGACUGGUCAGUUAGAACACUCAAGACUGUGGAAAAGGUGGCACAGAGUGCCAGUCCCCUGGAUAAGGGAAAAGUCAAUGUUCAGCCAGAUAACGGACAACAUUUGGGACAGGAACAGACGGAGGAAGCCAGCUCCCCUGGCACCAGGACUGAGUCCGGAAUAACUCUGGAGCACAGGGUGGAAGGAGACAGGGUCCCACCUCUGCACUCAGGCCCUAGUCCUGACCCACAGGGUAUGGACGGCAACAGAGAGGCCCUAGCUCAGCCUCAGAGGCCAAAGAGUCUACAGUUGGUCACUGCCAACUCCCCGGUGCCAAAGGACAAUGUGUCAGAAAGAUCCCACUCCCCAGCCACUGGUACCGAGGCUAAUAGUAACCAAAUCGCUUGGGAAGUUCUGGAAAGUCCAAGCUCCUCACAGGGAACUCUCCAGCGCUACAACGACCGUGGAAAGCUGAGGGACAAGGCUGAGAAGUGGAAAGAUAAACGGUACCAUGAGGCCAUGACCCCUUCUUCAGAGAAGGAAGGAAGUCCCCAUCCCAACACAAUCGCAAACAGGGACAAGGAAACCCCGUUACAGGAAGGUGGGGUGCAGCUGGACUUGACAUCAUCCCCAGAAACUGCAGCUGAGACCCCAUUGCGAGAGACUCUACCAACUGAACUGCAAGAAGGUGACAGGACACCGACCAAACAAGUGGUGCAGAAGAAAACAUCUCAGGAACCGGAUCCCACGCAGACUCUGGAAUCUCCCAAGUCUUUAUACCGUGGCCCAUUGCGGAGGUUUCUCGGGAAGAGACAAGCUGAAAAAAAGUCUUCGAAGGAGCUGUCACAGGCGCUGGAUGAGGUCUCUCCAAUCCUGCUUCCCGACACAAUGAAGGGCUUUGGAGACAAAGUGGAGCUGGGUAAAUCUGCCACUUUCCCCAUGGCACAGACCCCCCAGUACCUGUACCCUGACACAGGCAAGGAGCACACCAGCAAAGGGAAGAGAAGUCGCAGCAUCAAAAUCAGCAAUGCCACCAGUGCCUCGGAACAGUGGGGGGCCCACUUGGGCCAAAAAAUCACUAAUGCCAACGAACUGAAGAAUCUGGAUGAGUUCCUCCUGAACAAGGUGAAUGACCUCAGUUCCCAAGCUUUGCAGGAAUCGAAAAUUGAAACUUUAUUCAUCACUGUCACUGAGAAAUUCCGACUGACCCUGAAAAGCAUGUACCCUGUCCACAAUGGUCAGACCCAUGUGAGCUACAAGGACCUGAUGAGGAAUUAUCAACUACUUCUGACCAAGAUGGUGGGUGAGAGACAGAAAGCUGAGGUGCAGUUUGUCCUCAACCUCUUCCAGUCCCUGCUUGAUGAGUUUGCUCGAUGUUACUCCAAGAAAGAGGAGUUGGAGGCGCUGAAGCCAACAAAAGCCCGGAAGAAGAGGCGGAAACGCAAUCAAAUUAAGGAGGAGCACUUUGGGCAUUUAUUCCGGAGUUACCAAGUGAAUAUCCGGCAGUCGUGUGAGCAGUGUUCCUCCUACAUCUGGCCCAUGGAGAAGGUUCUGCUCUGUUGCACUUGCAAAAUGACUUGUCACAAGAAGUGCCUCCUGAAGAUUCAGGCCCCCUGCCAAUCAAGCUACAACCAAAAGAGUGACCCUGACGCAGCCUCUCGGCAUUUUGGUGUUGAGGUCUGCAGACUGACUGACGAGAACCAGACGGUGCCUGUGGUCAUGGAAGUGUUGGUGGAAUAUGUAGAAAUGAAUGGACUGUACACCGAGGGAAUUUACCGGAAAUCUGGUGCAGCAAACAAGAUGAAGGAAUUACGGCAGAGACUGGAACAAGACCUGACAUCAGUGGGUUUGGAGAAAUACCAUAUUCACGCUGUUACCGGGGUGCUUAAGCAGUGGCUUCGUGAACUUCCAAUCCCCCUGAUGACCUUUGCUCUUUAUGGUGACUUUCUGCGUGCUAUCGAGCACCCUGGAAGACAAGAGCAGAUCCAAGCAGUUUACAGUGUCCUCAGUCAACUGCCGAGUGACAUUUACUGCACGCUCGAACGACUCAUCUUCCACCUGGUCAAAGUGGCUAUACUAGAGGAGAUGAAUCGUAUGUCUCCCAAUGCACUGGCGAUUGUCUUUGCCCCAUGCAUUCUUCGUUCGCCAGACAGCGCUGACCCACUGACCAGCAUGAAAGACGUCUCUAAAACAACCAUGUGUGUUGAGCUCCUGAUUACUGAGCAGAUGCGGAAGUACAAAAUCAAGAUGGAUGGCAUUGCUCAGCUGGAGACAGAGGAGCAACUUGCAGUCCGACGCCUCUCACUCCUGCGUCUCUGGCCUCUUGAAGUUGGGUUCUCUGCUCCGUUCGAUGGGGUGUUGAGCAAAGGACCUCGGAGUCCAAAAUCCACUGAGGAGAAUCCCACCAAGCUGGGAAGUUUGGAUGAAGAAGAGCCUUCUGACACUGACAUGGAACACGAAGAGGAAAUCCUGAUGGAGCGAAUCCUAUCAAUAAAGGAGGAGAGGGAUCAGCUGACACUUGAGCUCCCAGAGUUGGAACAGAGAGGUUCUGAUGAGGAAAACUUGGACUCGGAGGCUUCCCUCAGCAUGGAGAGUCUGCUCGAUGAUCGGCCGGGGCAAGGGGAGGCCGGAGAUGCGGCCGUGUUCCGGUUCACGGGAAGACUCCGAGCCCUGCCUCAGUCCGUGCCUAUGCUACAGCCAGUACCUGCCAAGCCUGACCAUGGUGCUCCCCUGGGUAACUGUGCCUCUCUGCCAGCCCGUCCCUCUGUUGCCCAGCGACGUGCACUUUCCAUGCUUGCCAGCAUCAAGUUGCCUCGGCGUAAUGCUGCAUUGCCCACACGUAACAUCAAGCUGCCCCCGGGUAUGGUCAGUACAGUGUGCCAUGUCCCUGUGGACGGCGGGCAGCUGCAGCAGCAGGUUGUCAGCGUGUGGCGGCGCGAGCAGCCCUCCAGGCGAUCGGAUAACAUUCACUCUGUCUACAUUGUCACACAAGAGGGCCUCUCGCUGCAGACUUUGGCUCAGACUGAUGACACCAACCCCACUCCAGCAAAGGUCCAGCGCAGGUUUUCUGAUCCGCUGUCAGAUCUUGCUCAUGGGGCCAAUGCCUCUGGCCUGUAACAUUCCCACUAACUCCAGGAGACAGCACUGGACAUUUCCUGGGUUUAUAAGCACAUCUCCCACUUGACCUGCCACUCCAUGCCCUGGUAAAGAGCAGAGAGUGAGUGAUUAGCGAGACUGUAACUGGGAGUUUGAGUGAAAAUGAGUGCCUGGGCUGUGUGUGUAUGAAUGAGUGACAGAGAGAGAGAGAGUGUCUACCCAGGCUAAGUGUUAGCUUGAGUCAGCGUUGUGUACGAUUUACUUUCCAGUAAAGCCCUCAGCUGACUGGGGAACUAUCCAACAUUUAUGACUCUGGGAGGAGGGAGGAGUCUGAGCUCCUGCCCUGUCCCUGUGUAACCAUUUCCCAAUGAUUAAAUACGAUUUUUAUAUAUAAAACAAAA